CCGGGGCGCAGCCCGCGUCCGCCGGGCCCGCGCCGCUGCCGCGCACCGACGGUGUGUGCUACGUCGCCGACCUCGGCUGUGGCGACGCCCGCCUUGCGUCGACGCUGAUGCCCGAGGCCGAGAAGCUCAAGCUCAAGGUCCUCAGUUACGACCUGCACUCCCCCGCCGAGCACGUCAUCAAGGCCGACAUCGCCAACCUCCCGCUGGACGACGACUCGGUCGACAUCGCCAUCUUCUGCCUCGCCCUCAUGGGCACCAACUGGCUCGACUUCGUCGAGGAGGCCUACCGCAUCCUCCACUGGAAGGGUGAGCUCUGGGUCGCCGAGAUCAAGUCCCGCUUCGGCCCCGUGCGCCAGAAGAACGCCGUCGUCUCCCACAGCGUCGGCAACCGCAAGAAGGCCGCCGCCGCCGCCACCAACAAGGGCAAGGCGGGCGAGCCAGAGGAGACAGAGGCGGACCGCGUCGCCCUCGCCGUCGAGGUCGACGGCCACGAGGACAAGCGCGGCGAGACGGACGUGUCGGCCUUUGUCGAGGCCCUGAGGAAGCGCGGCUUCGUGCUCGCGGGCGAGGGCGAGGGCAACAAGGGCGCCGUGGACCUGUCUAACAAGAUGUUUGUCAAGAUGCGCUUCAUCAAGGGCGCGGCGCCCACCAAGGGCAAGGGUCUCGCCGCCGCCAAGGCGGCCGGCUUCGUCGACAAGGAGAAGAAGAAGCAGAAGCGCUUUGUGUGGGAGACGGAGGAGGACCAGGUGGACGAAUCGGCCAUUCUCAAGCCGUGCCUGUACAAGAUUCGGUGAUCUGGACGACUGUACGUUUUCGAAUGUGCGCGGGUGUGUGGGUGUGUGUGUGUGUGCAUCUGGUAAAUAAAAAGUUACAUGUGCUUAGAUUUUGGCUGGGAUUAGGGGUUUACACAUACUCGAAAACCACAUGCAAUCAAGUUUCUAUUUUCGGAC
Messenger RNA from Colletotrichum navitas, 950 nucleotides. Its product is annotated as methyltransferase-domain-containing protein. The record is from RefSeq and is a predicted model, not a curated record. The transcript has a single exon. Gene Ontology annotation, cellular component: nucleolus. Bases 108 to 794 code for a protein of 228 amino acids. Gene Ontology annotation, molecular function: rRNA (adenine) methyltransferase activity. Lineage: Eukaryota; Fungi; Ascomycota; Sordariomycetes; Glomerellales; Glomerellaceae. Gene Ontology annotation, biological process: rRNA methylation; ribosomal large subunit biogenesis.